Molecule: messenger RNA, 4043 nt
Organism: Manis javanica (Malayan pangolin)
Lineage: Eukaryota; Metazoa; Chordata; Mammalia; Pholidota; Manidae
Source: RefSeq, a predicted model, not a curated record
UCCGCUUCCGGUUGCCAGGGCCCCGCGUUCCAGGCAGUGUCUGUGCUGUGUUCGCGAUGGGAAAGUCAGAUUUCCUUACCCCUAAGGCCAUCGCCAACAGGAUCAAAUCCAAGGGUCUUCAGAAACUGCGCUGGUAUUGCCAGAUGUGCCAGAAGCAGUGCCGGGACGAGAAUGGCUUUAAGUGUCAUUGUAUGUCCGAAUCUCAUCAGAGACAACUGUUGCUGGCUUCAGAAAAUCCUCAGCAGUUUAUGGAUUAUUUUUCAGAAGAAUUUCGAAAUGACUUUCUAGAACUUCUUAGGAGACGCUUUGGCACUAAGAGAGUUCACAACAACAUUGUUUACAAUGAGUAUAUCAGCCACCGAGAGCACAUCCAUAUGAAUGCCACGCAGUGGGAGACUCUGACUGACUUUACCAAGUGGCUGGGCAGAGAAGGCUUGUGCAAAGUGGAUGAGACACCCAAAGGCUGGUAUAUUCAGUAUAUCGAUAGGGACCCAGAAACGAUCCGCCGGCAGCUGGAACUGGAGAAAAAGAAGAAGCAGGACCUUGAUGAUGAAGAGAAAACUGCCAAGUUCAUUGAAGAACAAGUGCGAAGAGGUCUGGAAGGGAAGGAACAGGAGGUCCCUGUUUUUACGGAAUUAAGCAGAGAAAAUGAUGAAGAGAAAGUUACAUUUAAUUUGAGUAAAGGAGCAUGUAGUUCAGCUACGGCAUCUUCCAAAUCAAGUUCUUUGGGACCAAGCGCAUUGAAUACAAUGGGGAAUUCAGCAUCAGUGAAACGUAAAGAAUCUUCCCGGAGCGCAGCUCAGUCAAAAGAGAAGAAGAAAAAGAAAUCUGCCCUUGAUGAAAUCAUGGAGAUUGAAGAGGAAAUGAAGAGAACCUCUCGGACAGACUGCUGGCUGCAGCCUGAAAUCAUCGUGAAAAUUAUAACCAAAAAACUUGGAGAGAAAUAUCAUAAGAAGAAGGGUGUUGUUAAGGAAGUAAUUGACAAAUAUACAGCUGUUGUAAAGAUGAUUGACUCUGGAGACAAGCUGAAACUUGACCAGACUCAUUUAGAAACAGUAAUUCCAGCACCAGGAAAAAGAAUUCUCGUUUUAAAUGGAGGCUACAGAGGAAAUGAAGCUACCUUAGAAUCCAUCAGUGAGAAGACUUUUUCAGCUACAAUAGUCAUUGAAACUGGCCCUUUAAAAGGACGCAGAGUUGAAGGAAUUCAGUAUGAAGACAUAUCUAAACUUGCCUGAGUUUGAAAAUUUGUUAACAUUAAAAUCCUAAGCAUCAAAUUGGUGUUUGCUAAGACAUUACAAGACUCUACUGUGUUAGGGUACUUCUUUUGUAUAAAGCAACUGGAUUUAUUUAAAUUUUACUGUAUAUUUGUAUAGCUGAACUUACAGAAAAAUCUAUGUCUUAGGAAGUAUCAAAACUGUGUAAUUUUGUCCUUAUUUUUUUUCUUUGUAAGAUUUUCUUGAUGAUUUAUAUUCAUUAAAAUAAUAUUGUAAUAUAUUUUAUGUAGGAUAAUUUAGAAAAAUAUACUUAUAGGAAAUCCUUCAUAGACUCCAAAUUUAUAUUUUCAGUAGUAGUGCUGUAAAUAUUUUUAAAAAUCAAUCUAUGAAUAGAAUAGCAGCUUUAUUGAGACACAGUUCACACACCAUGCAGUUUGACCCAUUGUAGAGUAUACAAUUCAGUGGUUUUAGUAUAUUUACAGAGUCUUGCAGCCACCACCACCAUAUGAUUUCAGAGCAUUUUAUUACUGCAGAAACAACCCUGUCCCCACAGUCACUCCCCACUCUCCCUCUCUCCCCAGCCCCUGGCAGCCAUUAAUCUACUUUCCAUCUCUAUUGUGUUGCCUGUUCUGGAGAUUUCAUAUAAAUACAAUCGUACAUAUAUGGUCUUUUGCGACUGGCUUCUUUUACAUACCCUGUGUUUUCAAGGGUCAUCCAUGCUAUAGCACAUCAGUACUUUAUUCCUUUUUAUGGCCAAACGAUAUUCCCUUGUAUGGAUAUAUUGCAUUUUUUUAGACCAUUUAUUAGUCAGUAGACAUUUUUGUUUUCACUUUUGGGCUAUUUAUUACGAAUAAUGCUGCUAUAAACAUUCAUGAACAAGAUUUUGUGUGGAUAUAUUAUUGCAGUUCCUAGGAGUGGAGUGUAACAUUUUGGGGAAUUGCCAGACUGUGUUCCAAAGUGGCUGCACCUUUUUACAAUCCAACAGCAGUGUUGAGGUAUACAUUCUUAAGUAAGUAGAGCAGUAUAUUAUUUAGGGAUGCAAAAGACAAGAAGCCCACUUCACACUUCGCUUAUGCAUAAUAAAUAAAUUUUAAAAAGGAAAUUUCUAGUUCACAUAACAAGGAGAAGACCCUAGCUUCAGGUGCUGUGGGAUUCAGAGUGGGGACAGCCUACUGAGGGCUUGCUCUCUGCGUCUGCUUUCUCUGUGUUUGCUUUCUCUGUGUUGGGCUCUCGUCUCAGGCUCUUUUACAAUACAGGAUGACUGCCAGCAGCUCCAGCUCUGCAUUUCACCCUUCUGUCACAGUUCAGACAGAAAACCUGAAAUUGAGGCUUAACAGUCCACACCAGGACAAAUCACUCAAGAUAAAAGGAUUAGGAUACAGUGAUUGGCCAGACCUGGGUCAUCUGCCAACCCCUUGAGCUGACUCUGCUGAACCCAGAGUCAGGGAGAUGUGAUAAAUUCCAUUGUCAGGAGGUUGGGAGCAUGAGGAAUAGGAAGAAGAUGAUGUCAAUGGUUUUACAAUGUUCUUCCAGAAUGGAUGAGUGUCUGAAAUAACUACCAGCAGAGUAAUGUGGAAAGGAAUUGGGUUUUGGAGGUAGGUGGGUUUUAAAAUGAAUUCUGGCUCUUCUACUCACUAACUGUGUAAUAUUAGAAAAGUUAAUGCUCGUGAAUUUCAGUGUUUUUAAUGUAUAAAUUUUCAAGAAAUGUGCCCCCGCAGGGCAGUUGUGAGAACUACAUGUAAGUUUCAGACUCGGAGCCCAGUACUUCCUAAGUGUUGAGUAGAUGGUACUGUGUGUGGGUGGAUCCAAGCAGUACAGCCUCACCUGGCAUUAAUCUGCCCAGGGAGAAUGGUUCUCCCUGAUAAUAGUGUGAUGAAACAGGACAAAUUUCAGAUGCCUCCCCCAGAUAACCUACAUUUAUCAUCAACUCUUGUUUUUCUUCAUAGGAAAAAAAAGUUUCAUCUCUACCUUCCAUAUGUAAUUUUUCCCCAAUGUUUUCCUGAAAUUAUCUCAGAAUAAAAUAAAGCAGCAUAAUUGAGGUUACAUUUCAUUUUAAAAAUAGGAAGCACAAAAAACUUGAUUCUUCAUUACAGAGCACUUUCCUCUGAAAGUUCUUAGAGGCCAACAGUGUUUAUGUUAAGCCAAGUGAUGCAAACACCUAAAAUCAAGUCUUAUAUUGACUUUCUUUCUCUUAACAGCAUCAUAAGCUAUUCUUUUUCUUACUUUAUUUUUUAGAGCAGUUUUAGUUCACAGCAAAACUGAGGGGAAGGUACAGAGAUUCCCCAUCCCCCCAUCCGGCAUGAAACACACAGCCUCCCCCACUAUCAACAUCCCUACCAGAUGGGACAUCUGUACAACUGAUGAACCUGCACUGAUGCGUCAUUAUCACCCAGAGUCCACACUUUACAUUAGGGUCACUCUUGGCGGUGUCCAUUCUGUGGGUUUGGACAGAUGUAUAAGGGACAGAUAUCCACCAUUAUCAUGUCAUACACAGCAGCUUCACUGCCCUGAAAUCCUGUGUUCCACCUUCUCAUCCCUCUCUCCCACCACUCAAUCCCUGGCCACCAGUGGUUUUUUUUUUGUCUCCAUAGCUUUGCUUUAUCCAGAAUGUGAGUCAUACAGUAUAUAGCUUUUUCAGGUCAACUUGACUUCACUUAGUAAUAGGCAUUUAAGGUUCCUCUGUCUUUUCAUGGCUUGAUAGCUCAUUCCUUUUUAGUGCUGAGUAAUUCCACUGUGUGGUUGUACCACAGUUUGUUUAUCCAUUCUCCUACUGAAGAACAUCUUGAUUCCUUCCAAGUUUUGUCAAUUACGAAUAAAACUGCUAUAACC